Molecule: messenger RNA, 6792 nt
Organism: Onthophagus taurus
Lineage: Eukaryota; Metazoa; Arthropoda; Insecta; Coleoptera; Scarabaeidae
Product: titin homolog
Source: RefSeq, a predicted model, not a curated record
UCUAAAUCUUUAGUAUGUGACCGAUUACAAGAAAGAAAAAGAAAUCUUCGUUAUGCAAAUAGAAAUUUUAUUUAAGUAAAGAUGUCGGAUAAGAAAGUUUCGAAAAUUCCAAAAUUAUCCCCGAUUCGUCGUGCAAGUCCAUUAAUUGACGAAUUACACCUUGAGAAUAUGGUUUAUGCUCCAAAUCAGCCAAGAAUUUUCGAGACGAAAAACCUAAACUCAACUUGUUCGUUUUUACAACAAUUAAAAACUAAGUUAAAAAAUGAUGUUGAUAGACCUAGUGAAGAUGAUAGUAGCGAAAAAAAUGCUUUGAGAAAGAUUUCAGGAAUUGUUAGUAGCAUUUUAAAUACUUUAAACGAUGUUAGCGAUGAUUUACCAAGUUGUAACAGCGAAAAUAUAAAAGAAGUCACCGGAGAAAUGGUUAAAGUUAAUAAAACAUCGAGUCUUUUAUCAGAUAGUGGUAAAUGUUAUUAUAUGGCUCAACAACUAACUGUUAGUCACUUACAUGAAACUGACAUUGAUAACAAACCAAUUGUUGAUAAACAAUUUUUGCAACAAUUAACUAAUUUACAAGCAAUACUACAAGAAACAAUUAAAAAAUUAGAAGAUAAAUCAACCUUAACACAAGAAGGAAAAUUUAACGAAAAAGAAUUAAAUAAAUCAUUUAAAAAUCGAGGGUUAGCUUCUUUAGUUCAAAUAGAUCACGAAUGUAAGCCAAUUCAAAAUAUGAUUAAAGAUUAUUCAACAAAAUCGGAAGAUCUUGAAAAUAUAACUGAAGAGUUAAAGAAACAAUAUCUUAAUUGUUCAUCUGGUGAGUUAACAUCACAAGAUUUAAGCGAUUAUGAUGAUUAUCCUUUGGAAUAUAAAUGUUGUAUUUAUGAAGAUGAAGAAGAAUUAAAAAAAUAUUCUAAACAACGGGAGAGAAUUAUACCACCACCUAAAUCAUUUAAAAAUCAAAUGGAAAAAAAGAUUUCUGCAUCAAAGAAUUUAACAACAAAGAAUUUAACAACAAAGAAUUUAACACCAAAGAAUAUAACUCCAAAGAAUUUAUCACCAAAGAUUAUGACACCAAAGGAUUCAACUCCAAAGAAUUUAUCACCAACGGAUAUGACACCGAAGGAUAGAACACCAAGGAAUUCAACACCAAAGGAUUUAACACCAAAGAAUUUAACACCAAGAAAUUCAACACUACAUAAUUUUACAACAAGAGCUUUAUCACCAAUUAAUAUAACACCAAAGAAUUUGUCACCAAGUGAUAGGACACCAAAGGAUAUAACACCAAAGAAUUCAACAGCACAGAAUUUUACAACAAGAGCUUUAUCACCAAUUAAUAUAACACCAAAGAAUUUGUCACAAAAAAAAAUGUCUCCAAAGAAUUCAUCAUCAUCAUCACCAUCAAAAUAUGUUAGUUUAAAGUCGGAUUCAUUUAAAGAGCUGGAUGAAUCAAACGAUAAAUUUAAAGAAAACCCAAACAACGAAAUAAAAAAUCAAGAUAAAAAUGAAAAAAUAAUGAAAGAUGUUGAUGAAAAGAAAAAAGAUAAAAAGAAUGAGAAACGAAUGAGUAGCAUGUGGGCUUUUAAAAGUUUAAAAAGAUCAUCGGAUCGAAAAGUUGAGGAUGAUGAUCAACGGAAAAAAUGUGUUGAUAAAGGUCGUACUAUGAAAAUAAAAGAUUCGGAUGUUCAAAAGAAAUCGAUUCCCGAAGAAUUUAAAACGAAGAAAGAGAAUGUAAAAGAAAAAGACUCGGAUAAUAAAAGUCAUAAAGAAAGGAAGUUGAAAAAAAGAAAAGUUGAUGAGAAAUUAAUUAAAAAGGAAUCAAAUUCAGUUGGUAGUGGAGAUUUAAGUAAAAAGAGUUCUUGUAAAACCGUAAGAAUUCAAGAUAACUCAAAUAAUGAUGAUAAUGUUUUAAUUCCUCCUCCUCCUUUAUUCGAUCACGAUUCUUAUGUUGAUGUUGAGCCGUAUAAAGGAGAUUCCUUUUUAUCCUUGCUUAAACUUCCUGGAGAAUUAGGUAAAGAACAAAUAAACAGUAACGCAUCGAAUGAAAUGGGAAGUCAAGAAUUACAACGAAGUUAUACUCCUGAAAAAAAGAAAAGUAGCGUUCAAUUUGUAACUCCAACCCUAGAAGCUUAUAGUAAUUUAAUUGAUGAAUUAACAUCCACUGCGGAUUCAUUCACAAGCAGCGCAAUUCAAACAACCGGAAGUCAACUUCUUAUGAAUUCUAAAUCUAUUCAAGAUAAUUACAUUUCGUUUUGUUCUAAUCAAAGUGCAGGAAGUAGUAAUGUUUUUAAUUCAAGUGUGGAACAAGGAAUUAACAGUAACGUGGUUCAAAUGCAUUAUUCCGUACAAGCAUCUCCUACACUCCAAGAGAAUAGUGUUCCUUUUGAAUCAACAAGUACAAACACCCCAGGAAAAUCAUUAGAACAAAUUAGCUUAAAGUCUCGAAGCGUUUCCGUUGUAAUGCCAAAAACGCAAUCGCAAGUCGUUCAAGCUAUGUAUGAAACUCCAAUUUUUUUAAUGCCAUUAAUUGAAACAACUAAUGAGGCAACUUCAGCGUCAACUUCAUUAACCGAAGCCAAAAUACCAACGGAAGAUCGACCUUCAAGUGCUAAUUCAAGUAAACACUUAAUAUCUAAGAAGACUUCAUUUAAAUCGAUCGAUCCAAACAUAGCAAAAUUAAGAUGUUCUAAUUGUAUGUGUACGGAAGGUGGGCCAUCAAUAGAAAAAAAAUCAUCUAAAGAAAGUGUUGUACAAGAAGAGAUAGGAAAAAAAUUGGAGGAGGUUGAAAUUUUUGAUAAAGAUUCACCACAAAGAUAUUUUAACCAAGUUCUUAAUGAAAUCGAUAUGAUGAAAAAUUGCAUAGAAUUCGCUAUGGAUAAUCAAUUAAGCAUCCACGAUAAACUUAAAGCAUAUCUCGAUGAUGGGCGAAUCGUUAAAAGUAAAUAUCCUCAUUUUCACACUUCUAUCGAUGGCAUUCCCGUUAUUUUAAUAUGGAACGAUGACCCUCAAUCAUUGGCAAAUCACCUUGAAAUAAAACGACUCGAUAAUAAAUCAUCAGAUAAAAAGUUACCCGAUAAACGAAAACCCCCGGUGAAAAAAGUUUCUUCGGCGAAAACGAAAAAGUUUUUACCCGGAAGUUCUCACGAAAAACCCCCAUCAAGCGUAGGAGACAACACAUUUUUCUUUGAAAAGAAACGAAGUAUGCUUAAAACUAGAUUACUGUUGGAUCAUUUAGCUAGCGCUGUGGCUAAAUGUAGUAAAUUAAGGAAGAAGGAAAGGUUUAAAUGUGACGAAUGUGGUAUAAGAUGUCCUGAUAGGUUUAAACCAGCAGAGAGGACUAAAUGUAAAAUAAGUUCAUCCAAUGCUCAUAUUCGAGUGAAAUCAUCGUGUUUAAAUUUUCGAAAAAAAGAAAUUAACGUAGUCAUCCCUCCAGUACAAGAUUCAAACAGUCAAAAGAAAAAAUCGAUUUUUAUAAAUACUAAUUCCGGGGUUCUUGGUUGCCGUUGUGAUUCCGAAAAAUCAUAUUCAGAUAACGCAGGGAGUCCAAUAAAAACAAUUAUUAAAACGAAUUCAUCGCCCAAAUGUAAGGCGAAAAAACGGUGUCCGUUUAAGCAUUUAGGUGAUGAUAAAUCUGUGAAUGCAAGACAACCUCGCCCGAAAAAGAUUGAAAAGCAUGAAACCACCAACAUCCCAUCGAAAACGGAAGCUAAAUCGAUUCAAACGUACUAUUUAACACCGAGAUUACCUCAAAAAAAAUUAAAAAAGUCGCCUCAAUCAUCGGUUAGCGAUGAUAGUGUUAACGAUAUUCCUUAUUUAAUCGAUGCUAAGUCGCUUCCUCAAUUUGAACAUCCAGAAACGGUUUGUAGCUCCAAAUUAUUCGAUGUAAAACAAGUUGAUUGCGAAUUAAGGAACGAAAUAAAAACGGAAAAUCAAAUUGUUAAGGAUACGUUGUUAAGAAUUAAUUUGAACGCUUUACUGGAUAGUUUCCGGCCGGCGAAAUGUUGUCAGAAGACGGUGUUAAAUGGGAAAUCGCGCGGGAUGUAUCCAUACCCGGCCAGCCUACGGAGUCUUCCAUUAUCCGAGGAGGAUCUCGAUCGAAUCCUACAGAUAAUUCAAAGUAAAAAAAGCAAACGUUUUGAUACAACGAAGAGACUCUAUGAAUCGGAUAAAUUCAAUUCGUUUCAGACCGCGAAUGAUCCCAUCAUCAACCAAACAAGGAGGGAAACAACAAGGACCUUGGUGUAUUUUUUCGAGUUGUUUAAGAAAGUAGAGUGUAAAACAAGUUUAGCGACGACGCCAUCAUCAAGUUCAUCAUCUUCAAGCAGGACAAUUAUACGUCCUACUCAAAUUAGACACGAUUUAAAAAUUUUUGAAUUUAUUAAAAGGAUUUAUAAUAACAGUCAUCCGGUUAGUGAUAAAAGGGUUUUAAAAAGGAAAAAGGAUUCGACGAAAACUUUGUAUAGACAUCGUUCUAAGCAUAGAAGACAUCAUCACCACCAUCAUCAUCAUCAUCAUUAUAAAAGACGAAUUCAAAAAAGUACUUCUACUUCAAUGGAUAAAAUUUCAAAUAAAAGUAAUAAUAAAACGUCAAAUCGAUCUACUUGUUCGAAAACUACCUCGGUAGUUAGUUCAACAAGCCAUAGCAAACCAACAAGAAACAUCUCUUUUUUACUUAUACCAAAAAGUGAACUUAAUAAUUAUUUUUGUGGUGAAUUAAGUUCGAUGUAUUCACCAAGUUUAAAUUCAUUACCAUUCGAUGAUAGCGAUUUGGUUGUGCAAUCGCAAAUUGAAAAGGAUUUAAGUAAAAAAAGUGUUAAUAAAGAAGAAAUUGAUGAUGCCGAAAUUAAUGAGGUUUAUGAUGAUGUUGAUGGUGAUAUUCGAGACAAUAUUGAUGAUGAUAUUAGUGAUGAUAUUGAAGAAAGUUUAUUAAUGAAGGUUGAUUAUGGACGCACUUUAGGGGCGAUUUAUGAAACCGAUGAGAGUGAAAAAGAAAUUUUUUCUAAUACGGACUUAAGAAAAGAAAAUCCUUGCUCAAUAUCUGAGUAUAGUUUGCAAGAUGUACAAGAAUCGAAGCUUACAACGAAUUUGGAAGUUUUAACUUGCAAAUUAUCGAGUUCUUUUAAUCAAUCUAAAGAUUUACUGGGAGAUCUAAAAUCGAGUCAAGAUUUUGAACUUCCAUCAACAAGCUCUUCAUUAUCAACAAAUUUUCCCGAAAUUCCCCUACAAAGAAAAUCAUUGGAAUCCGAUUUAAGCGGCCGAAAGCACAAUAUCUUUUCAAGCAGCAGCCUUUUAUCGAAUCAAAGUUCGAGUAGGAUCCCAAUAAGUUGCAUACCACUAAAUUGUAGCAUUACUAAAGACAAACCAAGCUUUCUUCACAUCCCAAAUAUAAUCAACGACACAAAACGAUUUUUAUAUCGACAAAAAGAAGAAAUGUUUAAACCGAAUUUGGAUAAAAUCGUCGAGAAGACUUCCGACACCACUUCAACUAUAACUUCUUCUUCGCCAAGACGUCGAAGGAAAUCAUUAAAACGCUCGCAUUGCUCGUUAUCGCUGAAAUCGUCAGUUUCGAUGAUAGGGAAGCAAACCUCCACUUCGGACGGUUUAAAAUUGGAAGCGAUUCCUUCGGAUGAAGAAAUAAUUAAUAAGCCAUAUGAGAUUCCCAUCAAUUUUGAAAAGACCCCAAGAAACGAAAUUAAAUCGAAAAGAACAAUGAGGAUCGACAAAGCCGUUGUUGCUUACGAUAUUAGCCCAAGCUGUCAAUUUACUUUUCUUUCCGGGGAUACCACGAAAUUAAAAAUUAAAGAAAAUAAAUUUAAAAGUGAAAAUAUUUGCGUUUGGCCGGUUUUUCAAAACCGUUGCACGAAGAAGAGAAAUCGAGCUUUUGUUGUCGCCAUUCACUCAAGUGCUGUUAGAAUCGGAAAGAAGGAACCGAAUCAAUUAGGAGAUCAACCGAAUAUUCACGGCGAUUUUUGUGAGAUUUGUAGGAAAAAAACCAAACUGUCGAGCGACAGUUUCCUUCUAGGUUAUAUAGGGGAAGAAUUUAAAAGUAAAUUUGAGAAUCAAAAACCUCUUUCGCGCUCAUCUUCAAAAGGUGAUAACAAAAAAGAGACGAAAGAAAAAGAUAACAAAGAUACGAUUAAAAAAAUUGAACCUAAAUUGAAACCACCAGAGAAACAUAACUCAUUAAAAGAUUCUUUUAAGAACGACAAAGGUAACAAAUUAGAAAAGAAAAAAUCGACUACGAAAAAAGAGGUUAGUCAUCCCGUUAAGAUCAGAACAAAAAUGUUAAAAAGAAGACCUUCAAUAAAAAUUCUUCCGGAAGUAAUCGAUAUAAAAGUGCCAACACAUGUAAAAUCAACGCGAUUGAGACAUACUUUUUGUGAUAAAGGUGACAGACCUGGAUAUGUAACAGUUUUGAGUACACCAUGUAACUGUCCGGAUGUAACUAUUUUUAUUCCGUGUUAUUGUUCUUGUUGUGAUGGAAAACCCAGUGGGCAUAAAACAAAUUCGAAUUAUACCAUGGUACCUAUUAUAGAAAAAAAUUAAUUACUUAACAACUUUUUUAAUAUUAGAAAAUUACUUUUUAUAUAUUUAAUAAAUUAAUAUUUGUGUUGUUAAUUAAUUUAUUAUUUAACUCCUAGUGUAAAUCUUGGCAAAGCAUAGCUGGGAAUAUCUUUACUACAAAGCAUAGCUGGGAGCAAUACUAAGGUUCAUUAAGGACCUACAUUUGUCCUUAACUUUUGGACGGCUAAAGUUAUAAUAAAUGUUAUAGGUCGUGGUGAGGAGAGGGGCCGCUCC